Messenger RNA from Budorcas taxicolor (takin), 2779 nucleotides. It is a transcript of the gene KIF9, whose product is annotated as kinesin family member 9. Gene Ontology annotation, molecular function: microtubule motor activity; ATP binding; microtubule binding. The coding region runs from base 188 to 2752 and encodes 854 amino acids. The record is from RefSeq and is a predicted model, not a curated record. NCBI's taxonomy places the organism in Eukaryota, Metazoa, Chordata, Mammalia, Artiodactyla, Bovidae. Gene Ontology annotation, biological process: microtubule-based movement. The transcript has 22 exons.
GUACUUCCGGAAUAGCCAGAAGCGGCCCGUUGCCACGGCAACCGUAUACACAGGCUGACAGCAGCGCUGCCGGUAUUCCGUAGCUGCUAAUGCAGAGGUCCGGCUGGGAGAGGGCUCCUGCCUCCCAAGCGUAGUGACUGAAGAUGGACCCACACAUGGAGAUUCAGCCACGCUCUGACUUCCAGCCAUGACCACCACCAUCACCAGUCACCAUUUCUUAAGCACCUGCUCUGUGCUUGGCACUGUUCUGGACUUAGCAGGGGGAUUCAAACGAGAUAAAAGGCACCAUCCAGUCCUUCAAGCAGCUUGUCAUUUAAUUUGGGAGCUGCAACUGUCUCAAAUGAUGCAGUCUAAGAACAGUAACAAGCAUUAUUUCACUAAAAUGGGUUCUAGGAAAAAAGUUCACGCGUUUGUCCGUGUCAGACCCACUGAUGACUUUGCUCAUGAAAUGAUCAAAUAUAGAGAUGACAACAAAACCAUUGAUAUUCACUUAAAAAAAGAUACUCGGAGGGGAGUUGUCAAUAACCAGCAGACAGACUGGUCAUUCAAACUGGACAGAGUUCUCCAUGAUGCCUCCCAGGACUUGGUUUACGAGACAGUCGCGAAGGAUGUGGUUUCUCAGGCCCUCAAUGGCUUUAACGGCACCAUCAUGUGUUAUGGGCAGACAGGAGCUGGCAAGACGUAUACUAUGACGGGGGCAACCGAGAAUUACAAGCACCGAGGGAUCCUCCCUCGUGCCCUACAGCAGGUUUUUAGGAUGAUUGAAGAACGUCCCACACAUGCCAUUACUGUGCGCGUUUCCUACCUGGAAAUCUAUAACGAGAGCCUGUUUGAUCUCCUGUCCACGCUGCCUUAUGUUGGACCCUCGGCCACACCUAUGACCAUCGUGGAGAAUCCUCAAGGGGUCUUCAUUAAGGGUUUGUCGGUCCACCUCACAAGUCAGGAGGAGGAUGCAUUCAGCCUCCUCUUUGAGGGAGAGACCAACAGGAUUAUAGCCUCCCACACAAUGAACAAGAACUCAUCCAGGUCACACUGCAUUUUCACCAUCUAUGUGGAGGCCCGUUCACGGACCUUAUCAGAUGAAAAGUAUGUCACUUCCAAAAUUAACUUGGUGGAUCUAGCAGGCUCGGAGAGGCUGGGGAAGUCUAGGUCUGAGGGCCGAGUCCUGAAGGAAGCCACCUACAUCAACAAGUCGCUGUCAUUCCUGGAGCAGGCCAUCAUUGCCCUUGGGGACCAGAAGCGAGACCACAUCCCCUUCCGGCAGUGCAAGCUCACCCACGCCCUCAAGGACUCAUUAGGGGGAAAUUGCAACAUGGUCCUCGUGACAAACAUCUAUGGAGAAGCUGCUCAGUUAGAAGAGACGUUGUCUUCACUGCGGUUCGCCAGCAGGAUGAAGCUGGUCACCACCGAGCCUGCCAUCAAUGAAAAGUAUGACGCUGAGAGAAUGGUCAAGAACCUGGAGAAGGAGCUAGCACUGCUCAAGCAGGAACUAGCCAUCCAUGACAGCCUGGCCAACCGUACCCUCGUGAACUAUGACCCUAUGGAUGAAAUCCAGAUUGCUGAGAUCAACUCCCAGGUGCGAAGGUACCUGGAGGGAACACUGGAAGAGAUUGACAUAAUCAACCUCAGACAGAUCCAGGAGGUGUUCAACCAGUUCCGGAUGGUGCUGAGCCAACAGGAACAGGAAGUGGAGUCCACUUUGCGCAGGAAGUACACCCUCAUAGACAAGAAUGACUAUGCAGCCAUCUCUGCUGUCCAGAAGGCAGGGCUCGUAGACGCUGACGGCCACCUAGUGGGCGAGCCUGACGGACAAGGCUUUGGACUUGGAGUCGCCCCUUUCUCUAUCAAACCCGGGAAGAAAUCCAAGUCCAAGAAGAUGUUUAAAGAGCAGCUCAGCUCCUCAGCAAGAAAGGAGGGUGCCAGCAGCCCUCUGAGUGGCAAGGACUUGGAUGUUUCCACCUCCAAGACCCAGAUGAUCCUGUCCUCCAAGGAUGGGGAUGUCAAAGACAUGCUUAUGCGGGACCGGGAGACCUCCAAUACUGAGCCCCUGGCCUCUGACUCCCCAAAGGAGGAAUUACGCCCACCCAGGCCCAGCACCCCACCCACCAAGCCUGUGGCCUUUGAGGACUUUAAGAAUGAGCGGGGUAGUGAGAUCAACCGCAUCUUCAAAGAAAACAAAUCCAUCUUGAACGAACGGAGGAAAAGGGCCAGCGAGACCACACAGCGCAUCAAUGCCAUCAAGCGGGAGAUCGACAUGACCAAAGAGGCACUCAAUUUACAGAAAUCACUACGAGAGAAGCAAGGCGAGUAUGAGAACAAAGGGCUGAUGAUCAUCGAUGAGGAGGAAUUCCUGCUGAUUCUGAAGCUCAAAGACCUCAAGAAGCAGUACCGGACGGAGCAUCAGGACCUCCGUGACCUCAGGGCUGAGGUCCAGUACUGCCAGCACCUGGUGGACCAGUGUCGACACCGCCUGCUCACAGAAUUUGACAUCUGGUACAAUGAGUCCUUCUUCGUCCCCGAGGACCUGCAGAUGGCACUGAAGCCGGGUGGUGGCAUCCGGCCAGGCAUGAUGCCUCUCAGCAAGAUUGUGUCUCUGGGAGAAGACGACCAGGACAGGUUCGGCCAGCUGCAGCAGACGACGCUGCCCGAGGGCCCUGACUCUGUCUCCUUCUACAAUGCCAAAGUCAAGAUGGAACAGAAGCACAAUUAUGUGAAAACCAUGAUGGGCCUCCAGCAGGCACACAGAAAAUAGGGACUCACGGCCAGUGCAUUGAAGGAU